AUGGACGCUAACCGGCCGGGCGCGUUUGUGCUGAGCAGCGCGCCGCUGGCCGCGCUGCACAACAUGGCUGAGAUGAAGACGUCGCUGUUCCCCUAUGCGCUGCAGGGCCCGGCCGGCUUCAAGGCGCCCGCCCUAGGCAGCCUUGGCGCGCAGUUGCCUCUAGGCACUCCGCACGGCAUCAGCGACAUCCUGGGACGGCCGGUGGGCGCAGCGGGUGGCGGCCUCCUGGGAGGCCUGCCCCGCCUCAACGGGCUCGCCUCGUCUGCAGGUGUCUACUUCGGGCCCGCGGCAGCCGUGGCACGGGGCUACCCCAAACCGCUGGCGGAAUUGCCUGGGCGCCCGCCCAUCUUCUGGCCGGGAGUGGUGCAGGGCUCUCCCUGGAGGGACCCGCGCCUGGCCGGCUCGGCCCAAGCCGGCGGGAUCCUGGACAAGGAUGGCAAGAAGAAACACUCGCGGCCGACUUUCUCGGGCCAGCAGAUCUUCGCGCUGGAGAAGACUUUCGAGCAGACCAAAUACCUGGCAGGCCCAGAGCGCGCGCGGCUUGCCUACUCUCUGGGAAUGACCGAGAGCCAGGUGAAGGUGUGGUUCCAGAAUCGGCGGACCAAGUGGCGCAAGCGGCACGCGGCGGAGAUGGCGUCGGCUAAAAAGAAGCAGGACUCGGAUGCCGAGAAGCUGAAGGUGGGUGGCUCAGACGUGGAGGACGAUGACGAGUACAACCGGCCCCUGGACCCCAACUCCGACGACGAGAAGAUCACGCGGCUUCUCAAAAAGCACAAACCCUCGAACUUGGCGCUGGUUAGCCCGUGCGGCGGCAGCGCGGGGGACGCCUUGUGAGGACGAGGCCAGGCCAGAGAACCCAGGAACCGGGGCGCGCGGCAUGCCCCGACGCCAGCCGCCC
Peromyscus eremicus (cactus mouse) is the source of this 898-nucleotide messenger RNA. It is a transcript of the gene Nkx6-2, whose product is annotated as NK6 homeobox 2. The record is from RefSeq and is a predicted model, not a curated record. Gene Ontology annotation, biological process: cell differentiation; regulation of transcription by RNA polymerase II. NCBI's taxonomy places the organism in Eukaryota, Metazoa, Chordata, Mammalia, Rodentia, Cricetidae. Bases 1 to 834 code for a protein of 277 amino acids. Gene Ontology annotation, molecular function: RNA polymerase II cis-regulatory region sequence-specific DNA binding; DNA-binding transcription factor activity, RNA polymerase II-specific. The transcript is spliced from 3 exons. Gene Ontology annotation, cellular component: nucleus.